AGUGCCGUCGCCUUGACAACAGCAGCAUCCCGCCAGAGCUAACGCUGCUAACUGCUAGCCUAAAGAUGAACGACCAAUAUUCACUUAAUCAUAUUGACAGCCUCCUCUUUCAGUUUGCUCUUCAAACCAGGGAGCUUUCCCUAAAGAAGAAUGAAAUCAACCAACAAAUUAAAGUUUGCAGAGAUGACACUGCUGAGAGGAGGACUUACAUUGAAACACUCCAGAGAAAUAUCAAAAAACUUGAGGAAGAAAUCAGGGUGAAGCAGAACACUGGGAUGCACAAUAAAGCAAAUGCUAAAAGCAUGAAGACAACUAACAGCCUGCUUCUUCAGUAUGAGCAGACACUGAAAGUAGAACUGGAGAGCAGAAAAGCCAGCUACAACCAUGACAUGGAAGUCUACGAAGAGAGAAUUACAAGCUACAGGGAGACAUUCCAGUCGCAUAAAGAAUAUUAUUACCAAAAUCCUCUUGCUCAAAAGCUCCUCGCGCUGCAGGCUGAAAAAGAGGAGAUUGAGUGUAGGAUCAAGGGUUGUGAUGAUCAAAUAACAAUGAAACAGAAGGAGCUGGACAGUCUCACUGGUCCAGCAGUUGAUUCUACUUCCACCAUGAAACUAUCAGACAGUGUUUUGGGCCAGCAGCCCAUGGCAGAACCAGAGAAACAACUAGAUCCUCAGACAGACGAGGAAAGUAAUUCUUCCAUUGACAUCUCUUCUCUUCAUCUUAACCAGACAAAGAAUGGUUAUAAAACUUCUGGAGAGGCAAAUACUGAAGAAAUGACCGUCGAAAAUACCGUCUGCAGCCCUUCCCCAGACGAAGAAAGCAAUGAGCUGAGGUCAUGUCAUCCAUUGGAUGAGCAAAGACGGCACGAUGAAAUGGACACUGAGGAGCAGGAUCAUGAAUCUGGACAACAGGACCAAGUCUUGCAAUCCACUGUAUCAGGAGCGGAGGAGGCAGUAGAGAGUGAGGUGGAAGAAGAAGUAGCUAUAGAUGAAGAGCAGGCACAGAGCGAAGAGGACAAUGAGGGACUCGCUGCUUUUCAGUCAUCAUCUCAAGAAACAUAUCCUCAGUCGUCCCCAGCAAAAAUGACAUCUGUGGCUUCAACCCCAACGUUCCCAUUUAACUUAAGCCCUGCCAGCUCCCCACAUGAAGGCACCUUUGAUACCAAAUCUCCAGCUUUCCUGUUCUCUCUGAACUCUGAUCCCAGCACCCCGGGCUUCUCUGGGUUUGGAUUUGACGUGGGCUCGUCACACGAUGAGGAGUCAUCUUUCGCUUUUGCCAGCUCUUUUUUCAACGAGAAGAAAACCACAGAAUCAAAGUCUUCAACCUGUCCUGAGUUCCUGUUUGGCCAACCAGAGCAAAGUGAAGACUUCCAGUUUGCCUUCACCUCCAAGAGCCCUCAGACAAGUAACAAAGAUAACACCAGGGACGAGUUUCCAUUUUCAUUCAACUUUUGAGAGUCGGAAGAACA
Molecule: messenger RNA, 1468 nt
Organism: Sebastes umbrosus (honeycomb rockfish)
Lineage: Eukaryota; Metazoa; Chordata; Actinopteri; Perciformes; Sebastidae
Product: protein SIX6OS1
Exons: 14
Coding region: 66-1454 (462 amino acids)
Biological process (GO): homologous chromosome pairing at meiosis; meiotic DNA double-strand break processing involved in reciprocal meiotic recombination; spermatogenesis
Cellular component (GO): central element
Source: RefSeq, a predicted model, not a curated record